AUGCCGCAGUCAGCCCUCCUUCUCGGCUCCGGCUUCGUCGCCACGCCCACUGUUGAUGUUCUCUCCAACGCCGGUGUGCACGUCACAGUCGCCUGCCGAACGUUGUCCUCCGCCCGCAAACUUGCCAGCGACUUUACCAACACCAAUGCCGUCGGCCUCGACGUGAAUGACACGUCCGCUCUGGAGGACGCGAUAGCCAAACAUGACAUCACAAUAUCGCUAAUACCAUACACGUGCCAUGUUGCUGUGGUGAAGGCAGCUAUUAAGGCGAAAAAACAUGUCGUCACUACAUCAUAUGUGUCACCGGCUUUGCAGGCUCUGGACGAGGAGGCUAAGGCUGCGGGUAUCACGGUUAUGAAUGAGAUUGGGGUGAAUGAAAUAAGGUACCUAGAGAACGGUGAAUCCAAAUGUGUGAGCGGUGGAGACCUUAUGGACACAGCGAAGCCAUAUCACACGGGCUUUCUGGGUUUUAACUUCGUCGCCUAUGGAAACCGAGAUAGUACUGUCUACCGCGAAAGGUACAACAUUCCAGAGGCGCAAACAGUGAUGCGUGGCACUCUACGUUACGCCGGCUUUCCGGAGCUGAUCAAAGUCCUUUUCGACAUCGGCUUUCUCAAUGAAAGGGAAGAGAAAUUCUUGAAAGAGCCAAUCGCCUGGAAAGAAGCAACCAAGAGAAUCCUUGGUGCAAGUUCGUCGAGCGAGAAGGAUCUUGUGUGGGCUAUUUCAUCCAAGACAACGUUCAAAAACACGGAUGAUAAGAAUCGGUUGGUUGCAGCUCUUAAGUGGCGUAAUCCUUUAGAUACGCUGUGUGCCACCCUCGAGGAGAAGAUGGCGUACAAAGAGGGUGAACGUGACUUUGUGUUCCUCCAACACAAGUUUGAGAUUGAAAAUAAAAAUGGUAGUAGAGACACCAUAACAUCUACCCUCAGCGAAUACGGUGCUCCCAUUGGAACUCGAGGUUAUUCGGCCAUGGCAAAACUUGUUGGUGUGACAUGUGCAGUAGGCAAGUCUUCCAGUGCUGCAAAAGUCCUUUCUGUCAAACAAGUCCUCGAUGGCACGAUAUCGGGAAAAGGUAUCCUUGCGCCGAUGACGCCAAGCAUAAACAGGCCAUUGAUGCAGGAGCUAAAGGAGAAGCAUGGGUAA
Bacidia gigantensis is the source of this 1143-nucleotide messenger RNA. RefSeq lists its product as uncharacterized. Gene Ontology annotation, cellular component: cytoplasm. Gene Ontology annotation, molecular function: saccharopine dehydrogenase activity. The transcript has 6 exons. The coding region runs from base 1 to 1143 and encodes 380 amino acids. Lineage: Eukaryota; Fungi; Ascomycota; Lecanoromycetes; Lecanorales; Ramalinaceae. The record is from RefSeq and is a predicted model, not a curated record.